AUGUCUCUCGUGUCAAACGCAAAUACAAUGAACCAAUCAUCCACACCUACUCCCCUCUCACCCCCAUCGCACAGCAACUGUUGUUGCGGUCGAGACAAUUGCCAUACCCGUCAAAAGUGGCAAGAGGACAUGCAUGAAUUGAAGAAUGAUGCCCGUACAGUUGCUGACAUCGCCCAAGAACUUCUCAAAGAAAAUGAGCAACUUGAACAACAAUUAUCUGAAAGAACCAAACAAGUGCAACAGCUUGAAGCUCGUUUGGAACGUGUCAACGCCAUGUACAAGGAUGUCAAGCAUGAUUUGAAAGCCAAAUCAAACCAAGUCAGGGACAUGCAGCUCUUUGUGCAAGACACCGUGUGCGAAGCUCGUACUCGAGAGGUGAUCUUGCGCGGAAAGCUCAAAGCGGCUGAAGGCAAGACAAUCGUUGCUGAACACAAGUUGAAGGUUGCAGAGAAGAUCAUGGCUAAAGACAAGCCCACCAAUGAUAAUCAGGGUACACCACUCUUGCCGCCUCAACCAUCCCACACAAAGCCGCCACAACCAUCCCGCAAGAACCUUCCUCCAUCAACACAACCGCAACCUUCUUCUUCCAACGUAACCCGACCACCACCACCAUCACAACAACAACAACCAUCAUCAUCAUCUAAGCCCGCAUCCUUGAAACCUACACUUGCCGCCCGACCAUCUCCGUUCGUUUUCAAAAACGUCCAACCUGUCAAUGUAUGGACCACAAAAGUGACCACUACAUUACAGAGAUUGAAGGCGACGGAUCUCCAUUCCAUGAAGCAACGAGCGGGCCGUCCCUAUGACAAGGCGGACACAAGUGCAAUAAGCAAUUCGUUGAUCCAAAGCAUACUGUUUGAUAUUGAGCGGCUCCACACAACUGAACACGCCCCAAUAUUGGAUAUAUGCAAAGCACUACUUUACGAAAUCGGCGAGUUGCGUACAAGGUUGAACGAUAGUUUGUAG
Molecule: messenger RNA, 966 nt
Organism: Lichtheimia ornata
Lineage: Eukaryota; Fungi; Mucoromycota; Mucoromycetes; Mucorales; Lichtheimiaceae
Exons: 5
Coding region: 1-966 (321 amino acids)
Source: RefSeq, a predicted model, not a curated record